Messenger RNA from Radiomyces spectabilis, 387 nucleotides. Its product is annotated as translation initiation factor eIF 4e-like domain-containing protein. Gene Ontology annotation, molecular function: translation initiation factor activity; RNA 7-methylguanosine cap binding. Gene Ontology annotation, biological process: translational initiation. The transcript is spliced from 2 exons. The annotation marks the transcript as partial. The record is from RefSeq and is a predicted model, not a curated record. NCBI's taxonomy places the organism in Eukaryota, Fungi, Mucoromycota, Mucoromycetes, Mucorales, Radiomycetaceae. Gene Ontology annotation, cellular component: eukaryotic translation initiation factor 4F complex.
CAGAAAUUUUGGUCCGUCUACAAUAAUAUUGACGGUCCGGAAAAGCUCGGAUUUCGCAGUAAUCUGCAUUUCAUGCGUAAAGGCAUCAAACCGAUAUGGGAGGACCCUCACAACGAGUAUGGCGGAUCAUACAAUUUCAAGAUCCCUAAAUCACACUCGCCUAUAGCAUGGCGUGACCUAUUGGUAUUGCUGAUUGGCGAAAAAGUCGAAGGAUGGUUGGAGGAUACCGUGUGCGGUGUUUCUGUAUCAUCACGUCAACAAUGCGAUAAUUAUCAAAUUUGGACAGCGGGUCCCAGUGAUGAAGCCCGAGAAGCUACAAUUCGCUCAAAAGUGGUCGAUCUGUUAAAACCUGCAGAGAUCCAAUCCUUUUAUUUCAAAAGUAAGUGA